CAGAUGAAUCUCAUUCAGUGUGGAGAAAGCAUCUCGACCAUGACGUUCAAAUGGCGCUUAUCCGCGGUCUUUGCCAAUCCGAAUUGCCUAUUGGGACGCAGGAAUCGGCACCAGCUCCUGGUUACCCUGCUGCUGAACAUAGCCACCUUCUUCCAUGGCCUUGGAGUGGGUUGGAUGUCGCCGGUGAUGAGGGAACUGCAGACCGAUGAGUCGCCCCUCGAGUUUCCCGUUCUCGUGAGCCAGGUGUCCUGGAUAGGAUCUCUCGUGGGCAUUGGCAGUGUGAUGGGCAAUCUGAUCGCCGGAUUACUCAUGGAUCGCAUUGGUCGCAAGAUGGUCCUCUUCUUCAUUGCCAUUCCGUACACGACCUUUUGGUUUCUGGUGUACUUCGUCCAGAGCGUGGAGUUCCUCUACAUCGGUCGUCUGAUGGCCGGCGUGACUGGUGGCGCCUGUUACGUCGUCCUUCCGACCUUCAUAAGUGAAAUCGCUGAUACCAAUGUGCGCGGUCGCCUAGGCUCCAUUAUCUUACUAUCGGUGAACACGGGUGUUUUGGCGGGCUAUAUAGUGUCCACAAAUGUGGGCUACUACACGUCUCCCCCGUUCAUCAUCGCCCUGCCCGUAUUUUAUUUUAUCUGCAACAUCUUCAUUCCGGAGACCCCACAUCACCUAGUUCGCAAGGGCAAAUACGAAGCGGCCAAAAGGUCGUUCAUGUUCUACAAAAAUAUCAGGAGAGAAGAAGUCAAGGCUGAGGACGAGUUCGAGGAGCUGAAGUAUCUUCUAAUUAAGGAGCAAACUGAGAAGGCCAAGUCCUUUGACUACAGGGAUUUCAUUACCAAACCAGCAUUUAAGGCCUACGCCUCCGCCGCUGUCCUGCUCAUUAGCAACCAAUUCAGUGCCAGUUUUUGUGUGACCACCUACUUGGCGGACGUAUUUGCAGCAUCCCACACCACUCUGGAUCUGGGCACGUGCACCAUAGUCAUCGGAGUGCUCCAGAUCGUGGGCAACUACGUGACCACUCUGCUGUGCGAUAAGUACGGCAGAAGGAUUCUCAUGCUGACCUCCACUUUGGGGGCCGCCCUUUGCCUAACUGCCUUCGGCACCUUCACUUACUUCGCCAAGGUGAUCGAUCUCUCUGCUUUCGGCUGGUUACCACUGCUGAUCUUGUCCUGCUUCGUACUCCUCUGCAACAUCGGCUUGGUGGGAUGCCUCUUCGUGGUUCUCGUCGAGCUCUUUCCGGCCAAGAUACGAUCUGUGGGCGUCUCCACCUUUGUGGUGAUCCUGAGCAGCACCGUAUUCCUCACGCUGAAAAUCUUUCCCAUCUGCAUGGCGGUGUGGGGCAUCUCGGCUACCAUGUUGGGCUGUAGUGGAAUUACGUUCUGCUGUUUUCUCUACUUCUGCUUCUUUCUGGAGGAGACCAAUGGAAAAUCGCUACUGGAGGCUUAGUUUGUUUACUGGAAUGAUAAUGGGUUAUCAUCACACUUGUAGCACCUGUCCGAUUAGCCUAAGCCAGUAGUUAUCUUUACGGCCAGAGGAUACAGGCCGGAUACUUAAGCCGAUUCCUCAGCGGAAAACCCUUUCAGUGGUCAGAGAUACGUUGCCAGAUGAAGACUGAAUAAAGAUCGGGGUGAUAUUUAAUUCAUA
Molecule: messenger RNA, 1638 nt
Organism: Drosophila yakuba
Lineage: Eukaryota; Metazoa; Arthropoda; Insecta; Diptera; Drosophilidae
Product: facilitated trehalose transporter Tret1
Exons: 6
Coding region: 4-1440 (478 amino acids)
Biological process (GO): carbohydrate transport; transmembrane transport
Cellular component (GO): membrane
Molecular function (GO): sugar transmembrane transporter activity
Source: RefSeq, a predicted model, not a curated record